This is a messenger RNA of Pygocentrus nattereri (red-bellied piranha), 3751 nucleotides long. RefSeq names its product asparagine synthetase (gene asns). Gene Ontology annotation, molecular function: asparagine synthase (glutamine-hydrolyzing) activity. Gene Ontology annotation, cellular component: cytosol. The record is from RefSeq and is a predicted model, not a curated record. The coding region runs from base 146 to 1831 and encodes 561 amino acids. The transcript has 12 exons. NCBI's taxonomy places the organism in Eukaryota, Metazoa, Chordata, Actinopteri, Characiformes, Serrasalmidae.
CACGUAGAAGGCGAAGAGAGAAGGCUCAACGGAAUCUCAGCGCUUUAUUUCAUCAGCCGUCUGGCUUCGAGACACGCAGCUGCCAGCCUCUCUCUGCUGUAGGGAAACCUCUCCUUCGCUCUGCCUCCGCGUCCAGAGAAGAAAAAUGUGUGGUAUAUGGGCCUUAUUUGGGAGCGAUGAGUGUCUGUCGGUUCAGUGCACCUCUGCCAUGAAGAUCGCGCAUCGUGGUCCCGAUGCUUUCCGCUUCGAGAACGUCAAUGGUUUCACCAGCUGCUGCUUCGGUUUCCACCGUUUGGCCAUUGUGGAUCAGCUGUAUGGCAUGCAGCCCCUGCGAGUGAAGAAGUUCCCUUACCUCUUCCUCUGCUACAACGGCGAGAUCUACAACCAUAAACGGCUGAGGGAUCACUUUGAGUUUGACUACCAAACCCACAUGGAUGGAGAGAUCCUGCUUCACCUGUACGAUCGCUUCGGCGUCGAGAAGAUGGCCACCCUGCUGGAUGGUGUGUUUGCCUUCAUCCUGCUGGACGUAGCCAAUAGGAAAGUUUUCCUUGGGAGAGAUACAUACGGCGUGAGGCCCAUGUUCAAGCUGCUGACCGAUGACGGCUUCCUCGCUGUCUGCUCGGAGGCCAAAGGUCUAACACAGAUCACACACUCCAUGUCUGAACCGGUGAAGAUCACCCCGUUCCCACCAGGCCACUUCGAGAUCUUUGACCUGCAGCCGAAUGGAAAGGUGAAGUCUGUCAAGAUGGACCGUUUUCAUUGCUGCACAGACGAGCCCAAACAUGCUGUUUAUGACAGCGCUGAGGCACUUGGAAAAGGCUUUGCUCUGGAGACAGUGAAGGCCAACAUCAGGAUCCUGUUUGAAAACGCAGUGAGGAAACGUCUGAUGGCCCACAGGAGAAUCGGGUGCCUCCUCUCAGGUGGACUUGACUCUAGCCUGGUCGCAGCUACGCUCGUUAAGCUGGCCAAGGAGCAGGAGUUGCAGUACCCCAUUCAGACGUUUUCAAUUGGGGCAUGUGACAGUCCAGAUGCUAUCGCUGCACGCAAGGUAGCAGCCCACAUAGACAGUGAACACCACGAAGUGAAUUUCACCCCAGAGGAGGGCAUCAAGGCUCUGGAGGAGGUCAUCGUUCACCUGGAGAGUUAUGACAUCACCACAGUGCGCGCUUCUGUUGGUAUGUACCUGGUGUCCAAGUUUAUUCGUAAGACUACUGACAGUGUGGUCAUCUUCUCUGGCGAAGGAUCUGAUGAACUCACUCAGGGCUACAUCUACUUCCAUAAGGCUCCGUCUCCGAAGGCUGCUGCAGAGGACAGUGUGCGUCUGAUGAAGGAGCUGUACAUGUUCGAUGUGCUGAGAGCAGACAGGACGACAGCCGCUCACGGAUUGGAGCUGAGAGUGCCUUUCCUGGAUCACAGGUUCUCUGCCUACUUUCUCUCCCUGCCUCCAGAGAUGAGGGUGCCCAAGGAUGGGGUGGAGAAGCAUCUUCUGAGGGAAUCGUUUAAGGGGCUGAACCUGAUUCCAGAUGAGAUACUGUGGAGACGUAAAGAGGCUUUCAGUGACGGUAUGACGUCUGCAAAGAAGUCCUGGUAUGCGAUCCUGCAGGACCACAUUGAGUCUGAGGUUAACGACUCUCAGUUAGAGAAAGCGGCCAAGCUGUACCCUCAUAACACCCCCACAACAAAAGAAGGCUACUAUUACCGGCAGGUGUUUGAGAAGCAUUACCCCGGCCGCUCUGACUGGAUUUCCCAUUACUGGAUGCCCCGCUGGAUCAAAGCUACUGAUCCUUCUGCGAGAACCCUUUCCAUCUACAAGCCGGACAAGGACCAGUAAUCGGGCGUGUACAGUCAGAACAGCUGGCCUACAUGUUACGCUGUAGAUUGUGCCUUACCUUUUUUUUUUUUUUUUUUUUUUUUUUUUUUUUGGUUAUUCGGUCCUCUGCCCCAUUUUAUUUAAAUAUAAUUGCCCUUUUUCGUUCGCAGCAUAAUUUAAACCACUUUUAUUCAAUUUUUUUUAUGUCUGCAGUUCCACCUCUAAAAGUAAUGGAUCUCUGAAGUCUGACUGUUUUUAAUUGCUGCCAUUCUUAGCAAUUAGUGCCCACUCAAAAGCCCCAUGUUUACAGAAACAGAAACCUGUUUCGGGAAAACUGGUUACAUUUAUACUUUUUUUUAGUGUUUCCUUGAAGCAGUCGGUAGAUUCAGGAAAACUAGCUGCACCACGUGUUUGUAGAUGCUUGCGCAUUCAGCGUUUUCAAAUACCUGUUAUAAAGCAAGGGUAUUCAAAGGGAGUUUGUUAAAACAGUUCACUAAUCAGGUGAGCUGUCUGGAAACUUGGAGACAUUUAUUCUCUCAUUGUACCGAUUGAUAUGAGUGGAGGUGGGACGUGAAGUGUUCACAACUUGCUGUUCUGUUCUCCGAUUUAUGCUUGUUUUUUUUUUUCUGUGCCCUAAACGUUUAGCGCACAGUGCAUACUUGAAUCAGCCUGGCUUUGGUUCCCUGGCUGGGCCACCAGGGUUCUUUCUGGGUGGAUUUUGCAUGUUCUCCCCACGUCUGUGUCGGGUGCUCCAGUUUCCUCCCAUAGUCCAAAGACAUGCAGUCAGGCUAAUUGGACUCGCUAAAUUGCCCCUGAUUGCGUGUGUGGCUGUAUGUGUCCGUCUGUGCUGGACUGGUGCCCUUUCCUGCCUUCAGCCCAAAGACCGCUCCAGCACCGCCUCCCUUCCCAUGACCCAAAAGGGAUAAGUGGUUUUCUUAAGUUUUGGGGGGGGGGGGGGGGGGGAUAUUUUAUGCCCCAUUUAACCCCAUUAACACUGGCUUGAGCCUUAUUACAUGGAAAAUGAUAAGUUAUUGAGUUCAACUGUGACACCACCACAUACGGAGACGUGUGGCAUACCUAUAUCUAAUGAUUAACACUUGUUAGAAAACGGUCGGACUGAGUAAUGGAGAUUUUAAGGGGUUAUAAAAGAUCCCUUUAGCUUGUACACAGUAGAGGCAGAGCUUCUCUUUCCUUGUCUUUUUCUCUGCUUUAAUACGUCUCAGCUUCUGCUGCCUUUGAUUGAGUUGAUAAUAUGUUAGAUUGUUAUUACAGUCAAAUUACUAAACACUAUGCAAAAGCCAAAGACCACCUUUAAUUUAUUUAACUUCCAGUCAAUGGCUGUUGGGUACAAGCUAUUUAUUUUUUAGGGGAUGUUCUGAGAAGAUGAGAUAUAUGAUAAUCUACAUGCAUAAGGAAGGAGAAAGAAAAAAUGGGAGAUUCCAAAACAAGGUCCAAAAUAUAGAGAGAAAAUGGGGCUUCUAACAACCGGGCGAGACCAGGUAGACACCAGAACUGUUCCCCAACGGAUAAUCAGCACUUAAACUUUAGUCUUUUGCAAAAGGAGGAGAACGCCAGCUGUGCCUCAGAGUCCAGGCCUCAGCGGCACUGAAUAUGUUUGGGACUAUUUGGAUGGUGAGAAAGAAAAUGCAACAAACUUCUAACACUGAACUUUGGAGUUUUGGAAACGUAUCGGUGCAGAUUUUGUGAAACUUAACACGACUUCCUUGUUUAAUCCACUCUUAAUUCUCUUCUUGAGCUAAUGUAUAGGACCUAAAAUAACCUUUUGGCGAUGUAGGAUGUGCAGUGGAAUCUGAGGUCAUAGCAAUUUGUUUUUGGGAAUAAAGUUUUUCUGGGCUUGGCUUGUGUGUCUUGGUUGAAUAUUAAACCAUGUAAUGUAAUGUAAUGUCUUAUAUAUGGUUAUAAAUAAAGACCUUAUAUAAA